AUGAGUUCUACCCCCAAGAAAGAGCCUGAUUUGACUCCUAAGAAGAGUCAGCCUCCAAAGAAUAGUCUCGGUGGGGGUAAAGGCUUUAGUGAGGAGGGUUUCUCCCAAGGGGACUUCAGCGCUAAGCAUAUACUAAAUCGUCGCCCUAACACCGAAGGCUCUUCUGUGGCUUCGAACGUCAUCAGUUCGUCAUCAUUGCAAAGGUUACCAUCCUCUGGAUCUGGAAGCGUUGCUGUGGGAAGUGUGUUGGGAUCUUCGCCAUUAACUCUUUCUGGAGGGUUCCACGGGCUUGAUCCAACCAAGAAUAAAAUAGACGUUCCAAAGUCGAAACAGUCAAGGAGACAAAGUGUUCUUUCUGACAUGAUUUCCACUUCUCAUGCAGCUAGAAAUGAUCACUCAGAGCAGCAGUUACAAACUGGACAACAAUCAGAACAAAAAGAAGAAGAUGGUAGUCGAUCUUCUUUUUCUGUUUCUUCCCCCGCAAGAGAUAUCCGGCACCCAGAUGUACUGAAAACUGUCGAGAAACAUCUUGCCAAUGACAGCGAGAUCGACUCAUCUUUACAACUUCAAGGUGGAGAUGUCACUAGAGGCAUUUAUCAAUGGGUAACUGGAGAAAGUAGUCAAAAAGAUAACCCGCCUUUGAAACGAGCAAAUAGUUUUAAUGAUUUUUCUUCUGUGCAUGGUGACGAGGUAGGCAAGGCAGAUGCUGACCACGAUCGUGAAAGCGUAUUCGACGAGGAUGAUAUCUCCAUUGAUGAUAUCAAAGUUCCGGGAGGGAUGCGUCGAAGUUUUUUAUUACAAAAGCAUAGAGACCAACAACUUUCUGGACUGAAUAAAACGGCUCACCAACCAAAACAACUUACUAAACCUAAUUUCUUCACGAACAACUUUAUAGAGUUUUUGGCAUUGUAUGGGCAUUUUGCAGGUGAAGAUUUGGAGGAAGACGAAGAUGAAGAUUUAGACAGUGGUUCCGAAUCAGUCGCAGUCAGUGAUAGUGAGGGAGAAUUCAGUGAGGCUGACAACAAUUUGUUGUAUGAUGAAGAGUCUCUCCUAUUAGCACCUAGUACCUCCAACUAUGCGAGAUCAAGAAUAGGAAGUAUUCGUACUCCUACUUAUGGAUCUUUCAGUUCAAAUGUUGGUUCUUCGUCUAUUCAUCAGCAGUUAAUGAAAAGUCAAAUCCCGAAGCUGAAGAAACGUGGACAGCACAAGCAUAAAACACAAUCAAAAAUACGCUCGAAGAAGCAAACUACCACCGUAAAAGCAGUGUUGCUGCUAUUAAAAGCGUUCAUAGGCACAGGUGUGCUGUUUCUUCCCAAAAGUUUCAGUAAUGGAGGUCUCUUAUUUUCAUCUGGAAUGUUACUCAUAUUCUCCUGCAUUUCCAUAGUUUGUUUCAUAGAGCUCAUUCAAGUGGGUAAGUUAACACAAAUUGCAAGUUAUGGUGAUAUUGGAGGUUUCCUUUAUGGUAGAACCAUGAAGGCGUCCAUUUUAACAUCAAUCAUUCUUUCGCAGAUUGGUUUUGCCAGUGCUUACAUCGUUUUCGUUGCUGAAAAUGCGAGAGUUCUUUGCGAUUCAUGGUUGAAUUUAGGAGACUAUUCAAUCGAAGUAUUUAUAUUCCUUCAACUGAUUGUCUUUAUUCCCCUGUCAUUAACUCGUGACAUAAACAAACUAAGUUUCACGGCUCUCAUUGCCGAUUUGUUUAUACUUGCGGGACUAAUCCUGGUUUACUAUUACAGCACAUAUCAUCUGGUAGUAAAUGGAAUCAGCAAAAAUGUAAGACUUUACAACGAAUCUGAAUGGCCACUUUUUAUUGGUGUUGCGGUGUUUACAUAUGAGGGUAUUGGGUUGUUGAUUCCUAUUAAUGAAUCUAUGGCAAAGCCUGAGAAGUUCAACAAGUCUUUGGUAGGUGUUAUGGCCGUCAUAACCGUGGUUUUCAUCUCAAUUGGCUCUAUUGCUUAUAUGAGUUUUGGAAGUGAUGUCAACACAGUGAUUUUACUCAACUUUCCUCAGAACAACAAAGUGUUUUCUGUUCAGCUCCUAUAUGCAAUUGCUAUUAUGCUUUCAACGCCUUUACAAUUGUUCCCGGCUAUUAAGAUUAUUGAGAAUUUCGUUUUCAAAAAAAGAAAACAUUCCGACUCUAUUGAGAGCAAAACUAACAGAAACACGGUGCAGACGGACUCUGAGAACGUGUUUUCGGGAAAGAAUAACACCAGGAUCAAAUGGUCAAAAAAUUUGCUGCGACUACUCAUUGUUGUUGGGGCAAGUAUAAUUAGUUAUGCUGGAUCUUCUGACUUGGAUAAAUUUGUGGCUCUAAUUGGAAGUUUUACUUGCAUUCCUUUGAUUUACGUAUAUCCUCCUUUAUUGCAUAUCAAGGGAAAUCUGGAACUAGGUACUCUUUCGAAGACAAACAUGAUCACUGAUAUGGCAAUCUGUGCAUUGGGCGCUACUCUGAUGCUUUACACAGGCUUUCAAGGGAUAAAAAGUUGGAUAGGAUAA
This is a messenger RNA of Komagataella phaffii GS115, 2493 nucleotides long. RefSeq names its product Vacuolar transporter. Gene Ontology annotation, molecular function: amino acid transmembrane transporter activity. Gene Ontology annotation, biological process: amino acid transmembrane transport. Bases 1 to 2493 code for a protein of 830 amino acids. The transcript has a single exon. The record is from RefSeq and is a predicted model, not a curated record. NCBI's taxonomy places the organism in Eukaryota, Fungi, Ascomycota, Pichiomycetes, Pichiales, Pichiaceae.